AUGUCCGAAGUAGUCUACAACAACGACACCCGCUACCCCGGCCCUCCCUCACACCCAUCUCCCCCUGAAGUCACCGGACUUCCCACGCAAGCAGAGCUCGAUGCCUAUCCGCGCUUGUUCACCUGGGGCGAGCUCAAGGAGAUUAUUCGGAGUGGGGAUCUUGGGCAGCUGAUGAGGAAUAAGGAGAUGCAGUGGAAGUAUGAUCAGUGGAGUGUUGGUAUGAAGGCGCAGUUUGGGUCUACGGAGAAAUACCUUACAAACAACCGUCUUCCAUUCCCCAAACAGUCCUCCGACUCUAUCGGCCUCGCCGCCCACACCGCCCACCUCAACCUCUCUACCCCCUCUGUAUCCGGCACUUCCACCCCUCGCUCUGUCGGCUUUGCUUCCCUGGACUCCCGCGGUGAAGAAGAGCCAGAGUAUCUAAAGUGGACAGGCGAGCUAGACCCGGAAAAGUACGCCGUAUUGCCGAAUGACUGGCCGUAUUGUGUUCCUUAUGGUGUGAGGCAUUUCUGUGUUUGGUCCAGGAUCCCGAUCGGACAUCCGCAUUUGGUGGACUAUGACCCGGAAGCAUGGGCGAUCAUCGAAGAUCAAGGUCUCGGCGGGUUUACUGGCGUGGCACCUGUUACUUUUCCCGCCACCCCUCCCGAAUUCACUUCCCUCCAAGAACCCCCUUCUUCCACCGCGGAUAGUCUCCCUGCUGCUUUAGGCCGCGGAGCCGUCGACGGCGCAGGCGACCGCCUAACUUCCGACUGGUACAACACCGACGUCCUGCACGGUGGGAAAGAGCUCCGCAAAUGGGCUGGGGUGAAGUACGAGAGUCGGGGAGGGGAGGAGGUGGGGAGGAUGGUUAGGGGGUUGUGGGAUGAGAGGGGGUGGGAGUGUUUGUUUUUCGUUAAUCCGCCUAGACUCCAAUCCGUCCCUGGCUUUUCCCAUUUCCACGUGUUUGCGCGGAGAAAGACGCCGGAGGAGAUUGAUGCUGCUGAGAAAGUUUGGGAGGGGGCGCUAUAA
Molecule: messenger RNA, 1008 nt
Organism: Cryptococcus wingfieldii CBS 7118
Lineage: Eukaryota; Fungi; Basidiomycota; Tremellomycetes; Tremellales; Cryptococcaceae
Exons: 5
Coding region: 1-1008 (335 amino acids)
Biological process (GO): N-acetylglucosamine metabolic process
Cellular component (GO): cytoplasm
Source: RefSeq, a predicted model, not a curated record